Molecule: messenger RNA, 1128 nt
Organism: Histoplasma capsulatum G186AR
Lineage: Eukaryota; Fungi; Ascomycota; Eurotiomycetes; Onygenales; Ajellomycetaceae
Exons: 3
Coding region: 1-1128 (375 amino acids)
Source: RefSeq, a predicted model, not a curated record
AUGCCGUCAGAGGUCGAUAUGGAGCCUGUCCGAAUUCAAGAUGAUUUGUUCGAAGCCAACAUACAUGCUGAAGUGGAAAAUAUUCGCGCGAAAAUCAAUGACAAGGCCGUUUGCGACCGUGCAUCCAAACUAAAUGGCGGUGUCAAAUGCAUGAUUGAGCACCCACCAGCCUGGGGUCGCGGAUCCCUCAUGGGCUGUGCAAACUAUCACGCCCGUAUUUGCUUCACUGAUAAGGGCUCUGUUUGGCUCCUUCGAGUACCUCGAAUGAAUGGCAAUGUCCCUCAAUCGCUCGUCAACUACAUUAUCAGAAGCGAAUACGCAACUCUCAAAUUUCUCGAGACGACCAAAGUGCCAGCUCCUCGGGUUUUUGAUUAUGGGAUCAUUGGUGACGGAAACAAUGAGUUGGGCGUAAGCUAUUUACUGAUAGAAGAAAUGCCGGGCAGAACUUGGAACUCGCAAGGUCCGAACGGAAAGCGGUUUGCGGAUGACAAAGACAAGGAAAGAAUUUGGAGUAGCUUGGCAGAUAUUCUGAUUGAGCUCGAACGUCAUCCAUUCCCAAGGGCUGGGUCUCUUCUCCCAGGUCCUUCACCUUCUGAUCCGAUAAUAUCCGCGAUCGCCAGUGAGAGGUUUCUUGUUCUGAGCCCUUCUGGGCCGUUCAAUACAUCCAAUGACUACUACACUUCAUUUGUGGAGCAAAAUAUGGCCCUUAUCACCGAUGGCCAGCUUUUCACAUCUUUUCCCGUGAAUGCCUAUCUAGUAUUCGCAUAUUUGAAAUCCCAGCUGCAGGCUCUUGCAGCGAAGCCAGCAGAGAAUUCAGUGGAAGCUACGGAGCAGUUCUACCUCAAGCAUGUGGACGACAAGGGAGAUCAUCUGAUGGUGGACGACGAGUUGAACAUCAUUGGAAUUAUAGAUUGGCAAAUGGCUCGAGUCGUCCCCGCCGGCGAAGCGUUUGGGCCGUCUUUAGUUACAGCAGAAAUGGGCGGCAUUUACAAUGGCAGGUCGUCUUUGACUGUCCAUGAUCUUGCAUUGGCAUACUUCUUGAAAACAAAGGGCGCGGUUGCUUUGGCUGAAACAAUGAGUGGGAAUGAAAGAAUAGAUUUGGAGCAGGGCCAUGAUAAAAUUCCGUGA